Messenger RNA from Pseudophryne corroboree (corroboree frog), 3028 nucleotides. It is a transcript of the gene MAP2K6, whose product is annotated as mitogen-activated protein kinase kinase 6. The coding region runs from base 323 to 1330 and encodes 335 amino acids. The record is from RefSeq and is a predicted model, not a curated record. Gene Ontology annotation, molecular function: MAP kinase kinase activity; ATP binding. NCBI's taxonomy places the organism in Eukaryota, Metazoa, Chordata, Amphibia, Anura, Myobatrachidae. Gene Ontology annotation, biological process: MAPK cascade; protein phosphorylation. The transcript is spliced from 12 exons.
GCGCGCAUGCGCUUUUCGCUCCCGAUCCAAGUUUGGAGCUUUUCAGCUGGCAGCCCUGGCCCAUCAUGUAGGUGCAGAGCCCGGGAUCUCGGUUGCAACUGCAAGUGGGGAAAAUAAAAAAAAGAGAGGGCAGUGUUCACUGUGCAUUGGCCAAGGGCGAGCUUUCUGCAAUCCCGGAAAAGCUCUGCAAGGAGUCUUGCACCACCAGCCCUACAUGAAGAUUGGGAGCCUACAGUUUGCAUCUUUGUUGUAAAACUAGCUUCAGGAGAGAGGAGAGGCAAAGUCUUUUGUGCACCCCUCCCCCACCAAAGCAAAGGGGAGAAUGUCUCAGCCAAAAGGAGGGAAGAAGAAAAACCCACCUUUGCCCAGACUUAAAGUUUUUGAAGAUACCAAGACCAGCCCACCAACGCCACCACGUGACUUGGACUCAAAAGCAUGCAUUCUAAUUGGAGAAAAGAACUUUGAGGUAAAAGCAGAUGACCUCCUGCCAAUUGAAGAACUUGGCCGAGGGGCCUAUGGAGUGGUGGAAAAAAUGCGACAUGUACCAAGUGAACAGAUAAUGGCAGUAAAACGUAUUAGAGCAACUGUGAACAGCCAGGAGCAGAAGAGGCUGCUGAUGGACUUAGAUAUCUCUAUGCGCACAGUAGAUUGUCACUUUACUGUAACAUUUUAUGGAGCACUAUUUAGAGAGGGCGAUGUUUGGAUUUGCAUGGAGCUUAUGGAUACAUCGUUGGACAAAUUCUACAAGCACGUGAUAGACAAAGGAUUAACAAUCCCAGAAGACAUACUUGGCAAAAUAGCAGUUUCUAUUGUUAGAGCGUUAGAACAUCUACAUAGUAAACUCUCGGUCAUCCAUAGAGACGUGAAACCCUCCAAUGUUCUCAUCAACAAGCAGGGCCAGGUGAAGAUGUGCGAUUUUGGAAUCAGCGGAUAUUUAGUUGACUCUGUAGCCAAAACAAUGGAUGCCGGUUGCAAACCAUACAUGGCUCCUGAGAGAAUAAACCCGGAACUGAAUCAAAAAGGAUACAGUGUGAAAUCUGACAUUUGGAGCCUUGGAAUUACUAUGAUUGAGCUUGCCAUUCUGCGCUUUCCAUACGACUCAUGGGGUACCCCUUUCCAGCAACUGAAACAAGUAGUGGAAGAGCCCUCUCCACAGUUGCCCGCGGAUAAGUUUUCUGCUGAUUUUGUUGAUUUUACCUCAAAGUGCUUGAAGAAGAAUUCCAAAGAGCGCCCAACCUACCCAGAGCUCAUGGAACACCCGUUCUUUAUGCUGCAUGAAUCAAAGAACACUGAUGUGGCGUCCUUCGUUAAAAUGAUUCUAGGAGAUUAAAUGACGUGUGACACCCACCCAACCCCCUCUCAUCUUUCGCACGGACUUCUCCUACAGGCACAGAGCGGCUUUAAAAUGGCUGCUGUACUUAAGAUCCCAUAGAAAUGCGCAAUGGGACUGGGAAAACUGGACUCCAUAUUUGUUUCUGCUGGCCUUGUCAAUGCAAAUUAUAACCUCUGUGCUGCCACAGGAUACUCUGGCAGUACAGGAGUUGUAUAUAUGCAUCUUACCGUAAUGGGAUUAUUUCCACCCAUUUGCUGCCGUAUGCAUUUAUAGUCAUUUAGGUUUCUUAUUCUUUUAGACGUUUUGGUUCUAGGUGCUACUAUAGGUAUGUUUUUUUUUUUUUUUUUCUGUGUAAAAUUGUUUUUCUUUCUCUUCUUUUUUUUUUUUCUUAUCCCUGUUUAUUGGGUUUAUCCUUUUUGAAAAAUAUUUAUGUUCUGUAUUCUGAUUAAGUCUGUUUGAGAGGAAGAGUGUGUGAUCUGGGAGAAGUACGGUGGCAAAUAUUUAUAGGGUUUUGCUGGUGAAAGGGGUGAAUAAUUUUUGUUUUUUAUUGUUUUUGUCUAAAAUAUUUAAUUUUGUUUUUUUCUCUCCCAAUAUAUAUUAUUAUUAUUAUUUUUUUAAAUGAUGAUUCUGGAGUGACUGUGUGAGAAAUAUCAACUUCUUUCCCCCCCCCUUUUUGAAAGUAGACACUUUUAUUUUAAAGCAAAGUAGCCUAGUUAGAAUGAAAUGGUGAUGUUUUUCCUCUGGCCAAACAGAAGCAAUACGAGUUACUGCCCACAGUCAUACUCUGGGCAGGAAAGCUAAACAUACUAAAGCUAACAAAUGCUAUGGACAGUGCUGUCUGGGGACGUCACAAACCAAUAAAGGUAUGCUUGGGACAUAAGAGUGCCGCAUCUCUGCGUAGAUACUACUUCAGAGGAAGGCUGCGCUGUGGAGUGUGGCACGUUACCAGGCUUUUUUGUAUUGUCAUGGAAUGAACUCUACAGGCCAGCCAUUUUUCCCUGGAAACAUUGAACACCCUGCUGUACAUUUUUACUCCUCAGGUUGUUUAUGAAAGGUCUGUGUAAUGUGGACGUGGCCCCUGUAUCUGAAAAGACGGGCUGGUGAUGCAUUGCUUGGAGAUUAAGGCCAUAUAUAAAACAGAAGAUGACCUUACUGCUUUUAAUUGGUGUUUGAAUCAUCAUUUUGGUUUUUAACAGCCAUUUUUAAUAAUUGAAGUUUGUUUGGCUAAGGUUUCUGACUUUUUUGUUUUUAAUGUGUAUUAAGCAAUGAUUUUUUCCCUUCCCCACUACCAAUGGCAUUUGACCAGCUCUACACUUAUUGUGUGAGCUUUUUAACUCUGACAAUUUUAGACAUUUAUGUUUUCUUUUUGCCUAAAUCUCUCCAUCCCUUUUUUUUUUUGUUUGCUAAUUGGAAACCGUUUGCAACCAGAGGGCCAUGCAAUGCAUUGCACGUGGUAACCUCGGUCAUGGCAUAAGUGACAAAUAGCAAUGUUUUAUAUUACCAAAAAGCAAGUUUAUAUAGGUCAUGUUCAUUCAUGAAAUGCUGUAUGGCUUUUAUUGAGAUAUCGGUGAAUACCACAGGGUUGUACCAAGUCAGGAAUGAGCAAAAAAAAAAAAAUACACACCAGGAAAUAAUGCCAUUUAUUUCCAACCCAAUGAAAUGUCUUGCAUAUCAAUUAUAUUUUUUAAUGUCAAA